Molecule: messenger RNA, 1497 nt
Organism: Penicillium odoratum
Lineage: Eukaryota; Fungi; Ascomycota; Eurotiomycetes; Eurotiales; Aspergillaceae
Product: aminopeptidase P family protein
Exons: 10
Coding region: 1-1497 (498 amino acids)
Cellular component (GO): mitochondrion
Molecular function (GO): metalloaminopeptidase activity; manganese ion binding
Source: RefSeq, a predicted model, not a curated record
AUGGCCACCUGCAGGUCACUCGUCCGACAAUGCGCUCUUCAGCUGCGUCGCACUCCUCGGCUUAGCCGUUCUUCAUACCAGACCCUCGGUCGAAUCCAGGUCCCUUUCCGCAGGGCAUACACUACGUCCGUCGGCGCCGCGGAGCUCAAAUUCGGACAGCCGUUGCACGAGACACACCCUCACCUAUUGAGCCCAGGAGAGUUGACCCCCGGAGUCACGGCUCUUGAAUAUGCGCUGCGCCGAUCGCGACUCGCCAACAAACUCCCCGAAGGAGCAGUCGCUAUACUCGCCGCCUCUGAAGUGAAGUACCGUGCGCCCGGUAUCUUUCAUGAGUAUCAUCAGGAGUCCAACUUCUUCUAUUUAACAGGCUUCAAUGAGCCGAAUGCAUUGGCAGUUAUUGGGAACGACGGGUCUGGCAACAACCAUAUCUUCCAUCUCUAUGUUCGGGAGAAGGACCCCAAGGCGGAACUGUGGGAUGGUGCGCGGUCUGGCACCCAGGCCGCUACGGACGUCUUUAAUGCCGAUGAGACAGGAAAUAUCGAAGACAUUGGAAAUAUCCUCCCAAAAAUUAUUGCCAAAGCAACAGAGGUUUACUCCGAUAUCCCCGCCUUCGAUGGGUCCCGAUCAACAUUGCACCGAUACCUAUAUGGCCCGACAGUUGCUUCAGAGAAACUGAAGAAAUUUGUCGACCACCGAAAAGUCAAGUCGUUGAAGCCGCUAAUGAACGAGAUGAGAGUAUUCAAGACGGAGGAGGAAGUCAUGCAUUUGCGCCGGGUUGGACAAGCUUCCGGGAGAGCAUUUACCAACGCCAUGCGCCAAAACUUCACCAAGGAGAAAGAUUUGAACUCCUUUUUGGAGUACCAGUUCAAAGUUAAUGGUUGUGAUGGCAGUGCGUUUGUUCCCGUUGUCGCGGGUGGCCAGAAUGCUUUGAGCAUUCAUUACACCAGGAACGAUGACGUUCUCAGAGACGGAGAUUUGGUUCUUGUUGAUGGCGGCGGUGAGAUCGGAGGGUACAUCUCUGAUAUUACUAGAACUUGGCCUGUGAAUGGCAAGUUCUCGGAUCCUCAGCGGGAUCUGUACAAUGCCGUGCUGAAUGUGCAUCGGACUUGCCUGGCUCUUUGCCGUGAAAAUGCCAACCUGUCCCUCGAUAAAUUGCACGGUAUUGCCGAGAAUGGAUUGAAGGACCAGCUAAAACAGCUUGGGUUCGACCUUUCUGGAAGUGCAAUGAAUGUGUUAUUCCCUCACCACCUUGGCCAUUAUAUCGGUUUGGACGUUCACGAUUGUCCUGGUUACUCUAGAGGGUACAACUUGAAGGCAGGCCAAUGUAUCACCAUUGAACCUGGCAUCUACGUUCCUAACGAUGAGCGAUGGCCCGCGCACUUCCGCGGCAUUGGAAUUCGCAUCGAAGAUAGUGUUUGCGUCGGAGAUGAACACCCGAUUGUUUUAACCCCUGAAGCCGUCAAGGAGGUUGAUGAUAUCGAGGCACUGCGUGGUUAA